This is a messenger RNA of Lytechinus variegatus (green sea urchin), 2257 nucleotides long. RefSeq names its product MANSC domain-containing protein 1-like. The record is from RefSeq and is a predicted model, not a curated record. The coding region runs from base 113 to 1234 and encodes 373 amino acids. Lineage: Eukaryota; Metazoa; Echinodermata; Echinoidea; Temnopleuroida; Toxopneustidae. The transcript has 7 exons.
AUGCAUAGUUUUACGUGGAUGUUGACAUUACAUUCUGUUUGAGACCGACUUAGGGAAAUUUUUGGUUUCUCUUUCUGUUUUGCUAUCAAUUAGGUAGUGAGUUGGGGUACAGAUGAUGGCUUCCUUGCAGCACCUGUUGAGGGUUGCCGUUCUCCUCUCCUUCGGUUUAAUCCGAGAGACACUCGCUACUCCCGAUGACAGGUGUCAGUUCAUCUUCAAAGAAGAUCAUGUCCUUCAAGUUGCUGAGUCUGAAAAUGCCGGAGCCAAAGUGAGAACGGAUCUCCACACCGAAAACAAGAUUAAGUGCGCCGAAGCUUGCUGUGAAUCGGAGGGAGAAUGGUGUACAUUUGCCGUGUAUCAUUUCCAAGCCAACCCAGAAGCAAUGAAUUGUUUUCUUGUCCAGUGUGUACCCGAUGGCAGUCAAGAAGAUGUUUGUAUCACAAAGCACGUUCGACACUCAGACUUCACGGCAAUCGCCGUUAAGCAUCCUACCCCACCAACAACUCCUCCGCCUCCAACCACCCCUACUACUCCCCCUCCUCCGUCGUCUCCUGUUAGUCAACCUCAAUCAGCUGGCACAUCCACGCCUCCUUCCUCUUCCCCAACCACUCCCCCUUCCUCUUCUUCAACCUCUUCCUCAUCCUCCUCCCCAUCCUCUACCGUGCCUUCUAAACCAACACCGUCUUCCAUGGAUGCGAUCCCCACUAAUGACUCUGCGGAAGCCCUCGAUGACCUGAACGCUGCCCUCAACUCAUCACUAACAUCACCUCUAUCUAAACCUGCUAUCACAAAUGCACCACCACUACCACUAACAACAGUGGCAGCAACAGAUAUCCCAACCUCUAAGCCCAAAACAACAGAAAGUCCCAAGGUUUCAACAACCAAAGCUGCAGCUAAACCUGCAACAAAAGCCAGUAUAACUGAUUCCACCCUCAGUCCCAAAUGGACCAGUCCAGUUUCACAAUCAAGCAAUCAGGGGCUUCAAAGCAAUACAUCUCAGCCAAUCAAUGCAACUCAAAGUGGCCCGGAAGGAAGCAAUGGCCAAGGAGAGGUUAUUCCCGACAACAUCAAUAGAACCACAGUAACACAGACAAGUAUCCUCAUUGUGACGCUUUGUUUUGGUAUCAUAUUCCUGCUAGCGAUGAUUGUAGUGUCGGGGAAGAGGUGGUGCGAGGGCUACCAUAGAAGGAAAUACAACAAGGUGGACUACCUCAUCAAUGGCUACUACAGCUAGGUGGUCAGUAGAACUUGACGCAAAACCGAUUAAUCAAUUAAAAUUCCCAUGAUGGCCUUCUUCAGGAACCCCCAGUCAGCAAAGCUGUGCAAAAUGACAGUUUACCGUUUUGUAGCCGUUUCAUGUACUACUGUCCUGGGAUAUAGUCGAGGCCGGCCUCUUGGCCACAUUUGGCGACCUUGGGAGGAGAUCGUCUCCAGUGGCCUCGUGAAACUGGAACUUUCGGCAUUGACUGCAUCCCUGCUCAUGUCUUUAGAGAAGUCUGAUUGGUCAAAAUUAGCAAAACUUAGCCAAAAUGAGUCCAAAUUGGCUACAAAACGGCAUGAAGCGGAGACAAAAUAUCUACACAACGUCAAAGUCCACACUGAAUACAUCCAUGAUAAGGUAGGUAUUUCGCAAAGAUUUAGGUGUGACCGAAAAUCGUACUUCAAUUCUCAGUUGCGUGCGGUAUGUAACGCAUCAGCGCACGAGCCAGAUCAACCCCGAGAGGAUGUGUACUAUUUGAUACUUGUCAAUGAGAUUACGCAUUAAGAUAUUAACAUUUACUCUAAGGGUGUGUUGCAACAGAAUAUUUGCAAUCAAUCGCAAAUAUUCUGUUGCAAGUUUACAAUUGAUUGAUCACUUUUAACUUAGGCAAUUACACUCCUUGUUUCCAGGAGCAGAUUAGUAAUCAAUCAAGAAUUUGCAAUUAAUUGCAUGACAUGUGAUUGAUUUAUAGGGACCAAAAGUAGACUUGCAAUUGAUCUCAAGUUUCUUGCAACACCACAUUAGUCACAUUUCGAGUCUUCAUGAAACAUAUAAAUUGAAAUAAGAUUUUGGUAUGAAAUUCAAAUUGUACAAAAGAUUACAUUAAAAUAUCACCUAUUGUACAUUUAAAUCUGUGGAUUUGCAUUCAUCUUAGGGCAUCGGAAAGAAUUUGGUCUUGACUUUCAACUUUCUUUAACAAACAUUUUUAUUGCCAUUUAUUAUUUUGUGUAAUUAUUGUACUAAUUUGAAUAUUUUAAACAAUUUUAAGUCUUUCAU